Molecule: messenger RNA, 3205 nt
Organism: Branchiostoma floridae (Florida lancelet)
Lineage: Eukaryota; Metazoa; Chordata; Leptocardii; Amphioxiformes; Branchiostomatidae
Exons: 12
Coding region: 1046-2863 (605 amino acids)
Source: RefSeq, a predicted model, not a curated record
CUCAAAGCCAGCGGUGUCCCAUGUACGGUACGCCGGGUGGGUUAGGAUACUUGCGCCGGACCAGCCUCAACACGCACUUCGGCAUGACCUCCCGAACCGAACCGGCCAUCACAAGUCGCCUGCGUGCUGGGGCUAGUGCCGCGUCCUGAGCCAUCCUGGCCUGCUUCCUCGCGAGGUACCGAGGGUCGUGCCAGGGAGAAGGCAUGAGGUUGGACAUCACACCCCAGAAGUUCUUGUACAUCUUUCUCCUGAUGGCGGCAUUCUCGGCACAGGCAGCUUGCCCUCGCAGCCACAUAGGUUCAGGAGAGGUGAUGCACGGACGACAGAAACAGUAAUGGCACUCAGCCUCUCCUUCUUCCUGUGGGAUGAGGGCAGCUGCCUGUGGGGGCUGAUCUUCUUGGUCCGCCACGGCUACUGGGGGCUGAUCUUCUAUGCCCGCCACGGCUAGUGGGGGCUGAUGUUCUCCCUCGUCGGCCGGCUCCGCCUGCCCGCCAUCGACCGGUGCCUCUUGGUCUGCCUCUUGGUGGUCCGAGUGCGGGCGCCCACUGUACACAACAGUGACUUCAUCCUCUAUCUGAGAGUGCAGAAUGAAGCCUAGUAUGUCUGACUCCCUGUCUGGUGUAAGACACAACAAGAGGUGUCUUCUCUCCGCCAUCGUUGAGAACACUACAGGACAGAGGAAUUUUGGCGCGAACAGGAAGUCAACAAGGAGUCUUCCGCUAUUUUGACCUUUCAAGAGAAGGUGUAAUAAAUGACACCAGAAACCUGGCAUGGACAAUGGUUUCCAAUCGUCGAGGUCACACAAACCAAUGUCAAAAUGUGUAUUUCAAGGAAAUAAAGAAGCUACAUUUUGUAAUCAUGAUUUUUUUCUAUUUAUUCCAUUAAAUUUCAAAUGACAGUAAUCAUACUUUCCAUUUUACUUAGAAAAAGUUACUUCCCAUAAUUCUUGGAGCUUAGCUGGAUACAAGAAAACGCGCCAAUUUUAGUUUUUGUCAUCAGUCAUACUGUUAGGUGGCUUCUCCUCGCGCCGGCAUCAAUUUUGACCAUGGCGGAGGGUGGCCAGGCGCCAAGGCCACCUCUAGUGCCCAUCAGCGGGAACUGUCCGCCUCCAACUCCAAGUACAAGAAAAAGGAAGCUUCUGACGGGAGGAACGUCAACCACACUCCGAAACCCUCGGAAAACCAUAGAAUGCCUAUUUCCGGGGACGCCGGACGAAGCCAGGGCUGAGAGGGCCGAGAUGGAAGCGAAGAUCAGCCAGGUAAAGGUGCUCCUUGGUGGUGCGAAUGACAUCACAACGAAGGACAUGAUUAUGGCCCUGUUGGACAGUUACUUGGCUGUAAACGAUCAUUCCACUGCGUCGGCCCCACUACCUCUGCCCAAGUAUCAGUCGAUUUCAGACCAAAACAGAGACCGGGAGGGGCAGAAACUUUUCAUUGCAGCGGAGGACUCCAUCCGAUACCUGAUACUCAACUUGCACGAGCACGCCCAGCAGUGCCGCGAACAGCAGAAAGUGCGGUCCCUCCUCCUUCGAGGCCACACGGGAAUCUUCACGAUGCGGUGCCGUAGAGGACACGGGUUUAUGUGGACUUCGUCUCCUCACAUCGGGAAACCGUUCCUUGUGAACUUGAGAAUGGCCCAUGGGUAUAUGUCUAGCGGCAUGUUACCCAAUCAGUACAAACGGCUGUGUGCCAAUGCAGGGAUUGGACAGAUCAGUGACGCCAAUCAAAGGAAGUCAAUGAUGCUGUAUGCAGACAUAGCGUCAGACCAAGCAAAGGCAUCCAUGAUGGACGCUAUCACUGAGGAAAUCGGGGAACAACCAGCCAAGCGACUGUCGAUUGUGACAGACGCCAGGCAUGCACAGAGGAAAAACUCAUACCGGUCUGACAUCAUGGCGCUUGGACAAAACAACCACAAGGUCGUCGCCUAUGCACCCAUCACUAAGCAGGACCUUCGAUCUAGCAAUCAGCACGAGGUGCUAGGCACAGAGCGCCUGUACAAGUAUUUUGAUGAACUCGGGCUCCAGAUCGUGGACCACGCCCACGAUCGCCAAGCUUCAGUCAACAAGAUCGUGAAGGACCGGCCACCCCUUGCAGAUGGCACCAGGACCACAAACAGCAAUGAUACCUGGCAUGCUACCAAGAACAUUCCCUCCAAAUUCAAGGAACUAACAAAAGGGGCGAGAUGGAAUGUCGGAAUAACAUGGCACCCGGAGCUGGUGGACAAAGCAGCAGCAGUGAAGACUCACUUCUAUUGGUCGAUGUCCAGGUGUGGUGGGAGUGAACAAGUCCUGAGAGACUCCCUGAUGAACAUUGUUGCCCACUACAGGAACCAGCAUGACAACUGCAGCCCUGAGUCAAGGUGCAGGACAGAUGACAGAUACCGUCCUACAAAGCUGAUCAUCCGGAAUGAGGGGGCCAUAGAACUGCUUACUAAGUUCAUACAGAAGCAUACUGUGUACAAGUGGCCGUGUGACUAUGUGUUGUGCAAAGACACCUUGUAUGUGGAGUCGUUCAAUAAUGCGUGCCUCCAAUAUUUGGAUAAGAGAAUAUUCUUCGGCACACUGAACUACGGACUAAGGAUGAACUUGGCCAUCCUUGACUGGAAUGAACAUGUUGACCGGCCGGCGACAUCAAGAUACCAGCGGUUCAGAGUUGCCAAUCCACGCCAGAACAAUGGAGGCAAGCGCGUCUUGGUGGCCAAGACGUACCGCUUCCUGCGGGAGCUCAUACAUACCUUCCUGGGGAGGGUGAGGACAGCAGGUGAUCUACCUGCCCUCCCGCCUGGGCGCCAGCCCAACCAGCGAGCAGCUGAUGGUGACAGGCUGCUGGAGGAUGACUAUUCCUCAGCUGAAGAAGAUGAGUAGGAAUUAUUCAGAAGAUCUGCGGACCGGUGUUUCUGCCAGUUUGGCUGCUGACCUGUCAACGUCAAAACCUAGCUAGUACUACAUGUAGUUGUUAGAUGUACCAUGUAUGAUGUAGGAUAAGUGAAGAAGUAUGUACUGAUCUAGACGUAUGGUCAAUGAUAUGUAGUCUACAUCAUGUUGUACAUGUCAAGUUAUGUUAUUGUAAGGAUGAUAGAUUUAACUCCUGCAAUAUUGCUCUCUAUGAAUCUUGACAAUGUCAAAACCUAGUACUACUUGUUAGAUGUUACCAUUUAUGACGUCAGCUCAUGAUCCUGGAUUAUUAAAUAAAGAAGUAUGUACAGA